UCACCAUCUCUCACCUGUACCGCCUCUCCUCCUUCAGUUGCUGUUUUCUUAGAAGUGACAGCUCGCAACAGGUGGUUCAUUCGGAGCUGUCUUCGUUUUUCUUGCAAAACCAAAGCUCUUUGACUUCGACAGUUUCGACAGCCUUCCCUCCCCCCCUCUCCUCCCUGCGGAGUUACCUUUCUUUUUGCGGUUCUGCACAGAAGAUUUUAGGAUGGUCGGCUGACGUCGGAGGCGUUGUCUGAACCCACGUGUGUCAACUUAAACACCGAGUCUGCAAAACUUCUCCGUGAGUUGCUAAGGUGGAUGCCUGAAAUCAUGAACUCCCCAGGACCUCUGUCGAGGGAAGCCAAUGGAGUGGCCAGAUCGGACAGCAAGCUCAGCGCCAAGGCCCUCUAUGAGCAGCGGAAAAAAUACUCCAAUUCAAAUUUCAUCAUGCAAGAGACGUCGCAGUACCACGUUGAGCAUCUGUCGACGUUUGUAAUGGACAAGACAGAAUCUAUUGUCACUGUAGACGAUGCUAUCAAGAAACUGAUUCUUCUGGACUCGAGGGAUAAAAUCUGGACACAGGAGAUGCUGCUGCAGGUCACAGACAAGGCGGUCAGACUUCUUGAUUGUGACACUCAGGAAGAACUGGAGAACUUCCCCCUCACCACAGUCCACCUCUGCCAGACGGUGCUGAAUCAGACACGCUACCCGUCUGUGUUGCUGCUCAUGUGUCAAGACAGGGACCAACACAAACCCGACAUCCAUUUCUUCCAUUGUGACCAAGUGGAGGCUGAGAUGGUUCACGCAGACAUAGACAGUGCUCUUGGCGACAACAAACAUGGGAGAAAAAUGAGGCUGGAAACCCUCAAAGUGAACCAGGAAAAAAUGAAGCGUCAAAGAGAAACCAUCCUCCCUCCCUCGGCCCCCAGGGGCCCGCCACCUGUUGCAAACAGACGAGCGGCAGCCGCUGCACACACUCACAGUCUGCACGAUGCAGAGUCGCAUGAAAAGCUGGCCCAGCGCAUUGAGAAGGAUGUGCAAAUCCUCAACUGUGCCCUGGACGACAUCGAGAUCUUUGUGGCGCGGCUGCAGAAGGCAGCCGAGGCUUUUUAUCAGCUCAAUCAACGCAACAAGAGUAAGAAGAACAAGAAGAAAGGACCAGCAGAGGGCAUGCUGACCCUGCGGGCCAGGCCCCCCUCUGAAGCAGAGUUCAUUGACAGCCUGCAGAAACUGAAGCUGGCCCUCAACCUCUUGGCCAAACUGAAGAAACAUCUACAGAACCCAAGUGCUCCGGAGCUGGUUCAUUUCCUGUUUGGACCUUUGGAGCUGGUCCUGCAGACGUGUGGAAGUCCUGACCUGGUGCGCUCCGUCAUCUCCCCUCAUCUUUCGAUGGAUGCCGUCGACUUCCUGCGCGGACACCUCACCCCCAAAGAGAUGAACAUGUUUGAGCUGCUUGGUGACGGAUGGACCAGACCCAGGGCAGAGUGGCCCAGAGAUCAGUGCGCGCCUCCUUAUUACCCCAAGUUUCGAAAUGGAUGGGAGCCACCUGCAGAGUUUUUCUUGACGUCUCCGUGGGAAACCGAGGGACCACCCAGUCCACUUCCAUCUCCCACAAGCCCUGACUACAGAAGACACUCAUCUGACGAUUAUUACGUCAAUCCUUCCCCACCAAAUGGGGUGCACAGCAACCGUAAAUAUGCCAAAAUCCGUUACAAUUUUGUGGCGCGGAAUCCCAACGAGCUGUCAGUGCUGCAGGAUGAAGUCCUUGAGGUGUUGGAAGACAACAAACAGUGGUGGAAACUACGGAAUCGCAGCGGCCAAUCCGGCUACGUCCCAUAUAACAUCCUGGAUGUGGUACGGCUAGAAGAACCAGAAGAUCCCUACCCGAGCGACUACAGGGGUUCGCCCACUGAACUUCUGCACAAGAGAGACAGUUUCAAAGGGGGAAUACAGAAAGACAAAAAGAUGGACGAGGUUAAUAACGAGCUACUGAUGAAAAUCACAGCAAACAAAAACCCGCCACCCAGAAAGAUCCGGAUAGAGCGCCCGGCGGCCCCACAGGUGCCAUUAACUUCCCAGUCAUCUCCAGAGCAGGUGACAAGGUGGCUCAAUGCGAAAGCUUUCUCUAAACAGACUGUUGAAUGUUUGGGAAUCCUGACAGGAGCGCAGCUGUUUUCCCUGAACAAAGAGGAGCUGAAGGCCGUGUGCGGGGACGAAGGGGGCCGUGUCUUCAAUCAGGUGUCUCUGCAGAAAGGACAGUUAGAGAAGUACCAGGGAGACUCUGAGCUGCAGGAAAUCAUGACGCGAAGGAAGGAGAAGGUCGACUCCACAAGCACCGACUGAACACGUGGAGCGCCACACGACCUCCUUUAGAUGUUUUCCCUCCUCACAGCUUUCCCCAGGGCAGCAGCUUGCUAAAUCAGCGAACAUUUUCUUGUAAUCCUCGGAUAAAAAAAAAGAAACAAACCAGAUUGAAUACGCUCAUUUUUAAUUGCAUAUUUAUUUUGUAAAAUGUUAGAUGUUUGUUAUUCAAGUGUUUUCAAAUUAUGUUGCAUUUUUCUCAAUUGAUAAAAUUAUCGAAGAAAUUACCUGCUAAGAAGAGGAACUCGUGCACAGUUUUGUUGAAUGUGCAGGGCAUGCAUGCAACAUACGCGUGCAUGAGAGGGCAGAGUCAGUGUAUGUUCUUAAUAAUACUGUUUUAUACUGUUUGCAGAAUUUGCCUGUAAAAACCUAAAAUCUUUGCAGUUGCUUUUUAAAAUCAGUGCCAGGAUGUUUGACAUGUUUUCUAUUGCAUAGCCAAUUAUUUUCAUGUUAAUGCUAACGGGAAAAAUAAAGCAAGCAUACGUUUUGUUGUGUAUGGCAGACGUUUGUGUCUGGUCGGUAAACAAAAAUCAGCGACAAGUAUUAGAAUAAAUGCUCUUAUUCUUGUUUUCUUGAUGUUAUUUGACAUUUUGGCAACUUAACAAAGCAAUAUGCCUUUCUCAGUAAUAGUGGGAUCUUUUAUGUGGCGCCCUCCAAAUUUAUCGGCGUACCUAAAAUGGAUACAAACCUUUAAAAUGAAUUAAUCUUUUAUCGCUGAAGCAUAUUUUGGCGUUGGAAACUUUUUCUGCAGCUCAUAUUCCAUGGACAAAGUCAUACAUUAGUGCAUGGUAUUAUGUGGUACACAUAAUACCAGUCUUUUCAUUUUGUUUCUAUUUUUGUUUUGUUUCUAUUUGGUUUACUUGUGGACAAUGGAAACUGAGUUAAUUAUGACAGAUCUGUCAUAGUGUGAACAAGUAGCUGUUUUCUUGAGGCCGUUUUGUGAUUUAUUAAAUGAAACGUGAAUCUUCUCAUAAAAGAAAAAAAAAAUAGAGAACAGAAUGAAAUGCCAAGGCAGCCAUGCUGAGAAAAUCACUGGUGAAAGAAUGUAGUGAACGUCCCUGUACAAUUUGUUAUUGACAAGAAGUUAAGUUCUUAUUGGAUUAAUAUAAUCAACUCUAAAGCAUUCUCUCUACAAUCUCUCUGUCACGGUUAAACUGUUUGUUUUCUCAGUGAAAUCGUAGUGACCCAGUUAAGUAAAAUACUGAUGACAAAAUCAACAACCUCAACACUCUGAACAACUUAAAAAAGUAAGGUAUAAGUUUGAAAACGAAGCCUCUGUUACUCCUCUAGGGCCUUGUAAAUUUGACGCAGGUGACAUUUUAAACAGCUAUUAAGUGCUAUCUAUUAUGGAAUUUCUUUUCCUCAAUGAGUUUUUU
Molecule: messenger RNA, 3722 nt
Organism: Poecilia latipinna (sailfin molly)
Lineage: Eukaryota; Metazoa; Chordata; Actinopteri; Cyprinodontiformes; Poeciliidae
Gene: eps8l2
Product: EPS8 signaling adaptor L2
Exons: 20
Coding region: 304-2328 (674 amino acids)
Biological process (GO): Rho protein signal transduction; regulation of Rho protein signal transduction; positive regulation of ruffle assembly
Cellular component (GO): plasma membrane; ruffle membrane; vesicle
Molecular function (GO): actin binding
Source: RefSeq, a predicted model, not a curated record